CAAAAUGAGCUUAUUUAAGAACUUAAAGGACAGGUUUUGCAGUUUUCAUCUGGCACCAUCUAUUUGUUUCUUUUCCCAAAACUGACUGUACAUUUGAAAGUAACACAAUUUUAUUAUAGAAUUCUAUGAAAGAGGGAUUCUUGGAUUGGAACAACACUGUAGAAGUGAACAAAAGGUGGAAGUGACUGAAACGAACCGUGUCUGGCUGCAUGAAGUCUGUGGACUUUAAACUUAUUUUUAUUACAUUUAUUUGGACUUUUAUGUCUUAAAUUGGCCUAUUCAGUCAUAAUGAGGACAAUAAAGUCUGAUUUGCCCAGCUAACAUUCAGUGGUUAUAUAGUAUAUAGAGUAUGAAUUUGUCCACAGGUUACAUGUAAAUUUAUAAUAAUUUAUAUAGUACAGAUGCAUGGGACCUGCAUGGUUUCACUUGGAAGAUGUAGCCUUUCUAGAUAUGCAGACGUGGUACUGUACUGUACUUUGCAACUUAACUUUAAUUCAAGUUCAGCAUGUUCACAGUCUCUGUAUCACCAAAUUCAGUCUAUAUUUGCGGCUAUGAUUAUGAAAAUGUCUCUUUUAGUCACUUCUUUUUGUUGCAGGCCUCUUGAUGAGUGCAUGCAUCGUAGCAUUUAAUAUACUUUUAUCAUUGGAAAUACUCUCUGGUGGAUGGGGCAUUCCCAGCAUUGGCUCUUUUGCAUCAUCUAAAUCUCUAGAAAAAAUGUGACAGUAGUAAAUAGAGGAUACAAAGUGAGCUCUGAGAAGAAACAGUGUUGUAACACUGACCUGACCUCUGCUUUUCAGAUGUCAGAGUUUUCAGAGAUGUUCUUUGUGCUUUCUAAAAGUACAGAGGAUAUGGAUUUUGGAAUCUCCCUACUGCUCAACCCUGAAUGCUAAAUUUUGUUACAAUCGGCCUCAUACCAUAGGCAUUUACAGUGAACUCUUUUUCCAAACCAACUGUUCUUCACUGUUGACUGAGCCACCCUUCAGUUCAGAGACGAAGAGAAGAGGAGGUUCCAAAAGAGUCCAGUCCAUUUAUUAACCCAGAAAAUGACGAAGAACAGUACUAUGAAGGCAAAAAUAUGGCUCUGUUUGAGGAGGAAAUGGACAGGAGUCCCAUGGUGUCAUCCCUUCUCAACAAGCUGGCCAACUACACCAACCUGACACAGGGUGUUCGUGAGCAUGAGGAAGAGGCCGAAAAUGAAGAUGGUGUCAGAAGGGUCCCUGUCAUGGUCCCUCAGAUGGGAACCUUUAUUGGAGUUUACCUGCCCUGCAUGCAAAACAUUCUGGGUGUCAUUCUCUUCCUGCGCCUCACUUGGAUCGUUGGAACUGCAGGAAUCUUGGGCUCCUUUGCCAUCGUCUCCAUGUGCUGCAUCUGUACAUUGCUGACAACCAUAUCAAUGAGUGCCAUAGCAACAAAUGGUGUGGUACCAGCCGGUGGUUCAUACUACAUGAUCUCCAGGUCUUUGGGUCCAGAGUUUGGAGGAGCAGUGGGCAUCUGCCUCUACCUGGGGACCACUUUUGCUGGAUCCAUGUACAUACUCGGAACGAUAGAGAUUCUACUGACGUACAUCGUUCCCACGGCAAAAGUUUUCAAAGAAGGAGGAGAUACUGACUUUCUCAAUAACAUGCGUGUUUAUGGAACAUGCUGCCUGGUCUUGAUGGCACUAGUGGUGUUUGUAGGAGUGAAAUAUGUGAACAAACUAGCCCUGGUUUUUCUGGCCUGUGUAAUACUCUCAAUCAUGGCUACAUAUGCAGGAGUUGUCAAGACCCUCAUUGAACCUCCAGAGUUUACUGUUUGUCUGUUGGGCAACCGUUCAUUGAGGAAUGAAAAGUUUGAAACAUGUGCAAAGACAGAGUUGGUGAAAAACGAAACUCGUACAACGGAUCUGUGGCCCUUGUUCUGUGACAAUAAAUACCUCAAUGCCACGUGUGAUGAAUAUUUCAUUGUUAACAACCUGACAGAGAUCCAGGCCGUACCUGGGCUUCUGAGUGGAGUGAUCAAAGACAACUUGUGGGGCAACUAUGAUCCAGCUGGGGAAAUGUUAGAGAAGAAAAGCCAGCCAUCAGUACCAGUGCCAGAACAGACAGAAGACACUAAAAAGCCCUAUGUCUUUAAUGACAUCACCACAUACUUCACUCUGCUGGUGGGAAUAUACUUCCCCUCAGUCACAGGUAUUAUGGCUGGUUCUAACAGGUCAGGUGACCUCAGAGAUGCACAGAGGUCGAUUCCAAUAGGAACCAUUAUGGCAAUUCUCACCACCUCCUUUAUUUACAUUUCCUGUGUGGUCUUGUUUGGAGCCUGCAUCGAGGGAGUGGUGCUCAGAGAUAAGUUUGGCUUUUCUGUGAAGAAGAACCCAGUCAUUGGUAUCCUGGCAUGGCCGUCGCCUUGGGUGAUUGUAAUUGGCUCCUUUUUCUCUUGUUGUGGGGCUGGACUCCAAAGCCUGACCGGUGCCCCUCGGCUGCUGCAGGCCAUUGCUCGUGAUGGCAUUAUUCCUUUCUUACAGGUCUUUGGUCAUGGAAAGGCCAACAACGAGCCGACCUGGGCUUUGUUGCUGACAGUUGGAAUCUGUGAAAUAGGAAUCCUUAUUGCUUCCCUGGAUGCUGUCGCUCCCAUCCUCUCAAUGUUCUUUCUCAUGUGUUAUCUGUUUGUCAACCUGGCCUGUGCUGUGCAGACCUUACUCCGUACACCCAACUGGAGACCACGCUUUAAGUUCUACCACUGGACAUUGUCCUUCCUGGGGAUGAGUCUGUGUCUCUCCCUUAUGUUUGUCUCAUCCUGGUACUACGCUCUGGUCGCUAUAGUGAUUGCUGGAUGUAUCUACAAGUACAUUGAAUACAGAGGGGCAGAAAAAGAGUGGGGAGAUGGAAUCCGAGGCCUGUCCUUAAACGCAGCCCGUUAUGCUCUCAUUCGUCUGGAGGAAGUACCACUGCACACAAAAAACUGGAGGCCUCAGCUGUUGGUGUUAUGUAAGCUGGAUUCUAACCUGAAAGUGAAACACCCACAUCUCCUUUCAUUUACAUCCCAACUGAAAGCUGGAAAAGGUCUGACCAUUGUCUCAUCAGUGCUGGAAGGAACAUACAUGACCAGAGGGGCUGACGCCAAGACUGGGGAAGAGAAUCUAAAAGCUGCCAUGGCUGCAGAGAAAACCAAAGGCUUUUCCCAUGUGGUGGUGGCAUCCAACCUGAGAGAUGGUUUCUCCCUGCUUAUCCAAUCAGCCGGACUGGGAGGAAUGAAACACAACGCUGUCCUGAUGGCCUGGCCAGCUGGCUGGAAACUGGCCCAGGACUCCUCUGCAAGGCAGAAUUUUAUAGAAACGGUGAGAGAAACCACAAGUGCAGAGCAGGCGCUUCUGGUUGCUAAGAACAUAGACAGCUUCCCCAGUAACCAGGAGCGUCUGACAGAGGGAACCAUCGACGUGUGGUGGAUCGUGCAUGAUGGUGGACUUCUGAUGUUGCUGCCUUUUCUACUUAAUCAACACAAGGUUUGGAGGAAGUGCAAAAUGAGAAUCUUCACUGUUGCCCAAAUGGACGACAACUCCAUCCAGAUGAAAAAGGAUCUCCAGAUGUUUGUCUACCAUCUACGGCUGGAUGCAGUGGUGGAGGUAGUGGAAAUGCACGGCAGCGAUAUCUCGGCCUUCACCUAUGAGAAGACACUGAUGAUGGAGCAGCGAUCACAGAUGCUCAAACAGAUGCAGCUGUCACGCACUGAGAAGGAGAGAGAGGCCCAGUUAAUUCAUGAUCGCAACACAGCCACGAAUGCCAAAGCUGCACGUCAAACCACACCAGAUCAUGUCCACAUGACCUGGACCAAAGACAAAGUGAUCAACGAGAGGAACAAACACAGAGAGAACAUGGCUGUGAAGGACAUGUUUAAUAUGAAGCCAGAGUGGGAGAAUCUAAGUCAGUCGAACGUACGGCGGAUGCACACAGCAGUGAAGCUCAACGAAGCAGUCGUCAAAAAAUCAAAGAAUUCCCAGUUGGUGUUGCUCAACAUGCCAGGACCACCAAAGAACAAGAAAGGAGACGAGAACUACAUGGAGUUCUUGGAGGUUUUGAUGGAGGGCUUGAAUCGUGUCGUGUUGGUCCGCGGGGGAGGUCGAGAGGUCAUCACCAUCUACUCAUAACACUGUUAUGUUUCUAAGCUUAUUGACAUUGUUGGACAAUUGGGAAUACAGUGGGCAGGGAUCGGGGAGGGUGCUAUGAUAUACACUCUCUGAGCCUUCACAGGGAAGCACAUUCAGCAUCAUGCUUCAUUUUGGAGUACCGUAGUGUCUCUAAAGGCAUUUUGUCCCAUCCCACCUUUCAGUGCCUGUUUUAGGGUUUCUAUAUAAUUCCUAUAUAUUUUCCUUCCUACUCCCUUGAUCUGUUUUUAUCAGGCCAUAGAUGGUUGACUGUACCGGAAUUUCAGGGCAGUAGAGGACAUUUUUUCAUGGUAUGACUCAGGACUCUCAUGGCUUUUGAUUAGAAUAGAAUAGAACAGAAUAGAAUUGAGUAGAAAUUAUUGUAGUUAUUGUUGAAUGAGACAACACUAAAAAUGAUUUUCCUUUUUUAUUACAAUAUAUUUUAUUUUUAAAGAUGACAACACUUGAGUAUCCAUUGUGUAAAUAGAUAAUAAUUUUAAGAGAAGCAAUGUCAGGACAUAAAAACAACAAUUCUAGUUCUUUUGUGUCUAAUGCAUUUUAAGUGUGUGACAGUGAAUACAAAAAAUGUGAAUGAAA
This is a messenger RNA of Cynoglossus semilaevis (tongue sole), 4714 nucleotides long. RefSeq names its product solute carrier family 12 member 7-like. Gene Ontology annotation, biological process: cell volume homeostasis; chloride transmembrane transport; potassium ion import across plasma membrane. NCBI's taxonomy places the organism in Eukaryota, Metazoa, Chordata, Actinopteri, Pleuronectiformes, Cynoglossidae. The coding region runs from base 1076 to 4120 and encodes 1014 amino acids. Gene Ontology annotation, cellular component: plasma membrane. The record is from RefSeq and is a predicted model, not a curated record. The transcript is spliced from 26 exons. Gene Ontology annotation, molecular function: potassium:chloride symporter activity.